Messenger RNA from Fusarium pseudograminearum CS3096, 1440 nucleotides. RefSeq lists its product as uncharacterized. The transcript has a single exon. The record is from RefSeq and is a predicted model, not a curated record. NCBI's taxonomy places the organism in Eukaryota, Fungi, Ascomycota, Sordariomycetes, Hypocreales, Nectriaceae. Bases 1 to 1440 code for a protein of 479 amino acids.
AUGCCUCGAGCGACCAGGCGCGCCCAGGUUGCACCUGCUGUCGGCCAAUCUAUCGCUAGCUUUGCUCGCGUAUCAAAAAUUCAUACUCCUGCCGAUGCUGCCAAGAAAGUCAUCGCCGAAACCCAUUCAACAGGAAUCACCAGGAAACGAAAAGCGACUGCAGGCGAACAAGACGAUCAUCCCAGGACCAAAGCUCGAACCUCCUCAUUCGCUCCCAGUAGCGAAGAUGAGCUUUCUACGCCAGCAAAACACUCACUCCGAGGCAAGGAGUCAGUAAUCAGCUCAAUCACAAAAGUUACGCCAGUGUCAAAAGGCAAGCGAACAGCCAAGACAAUCCCUUCGAGGAGCAAGACUGCUCACAAGCCUGUCGGCUCUACACCCCUUUCCGAAAGCAAGCGACAAGGGAAAACAGUACAGACCAAGCUUGAUGGCGUUUUUAAGAAGCUGAGCAAACCCGGGGCGGAUAAGGAUGCUUUGCCUGCACAUCUCGCUGAGCUCAUCGACAUACACAAAGCCUUUGUCAAGACCAUCAUGAUCCAACUUGCUCACAACGGAAACAACUCCCCUAUCGACAUGCGCUCGCUCGCUCCUCACAUCUCCCAAUCCUGGGGGAAACGCCAGGUCACUAUCGAGGACAUUCGUCGAUGCAUCGCCAUUCAAAGUUCAGCCAGGCACGAUACUCAUUCGCCAUUCAUGAUCACAGACUAUGGGCGAGGAAAGAUCUGCGUCGAACGCUCUUCUGCUGAUACGGCACCUAUUAACGAAGAACGGUUAUUAAGGCAGUUUGGCAUCAACCUACGGGCUUUGGGCACCGAACGCUCUGUUGAUGAUAUGGAUAUCGACCUCCCAUUGAAUAGUCUUUCGUUGGACGAGCUCCCCCAGGUGGACAUCAAGAAUAUGGGCAAUGGAAUAAACGCAAGCCCUCUUCUCGAUAGAGGACAACGUGCGCUCUCGGAGCUUAAGAAUAGUGUCGCGACAAAGCAGCACGAAAAAGCAGCAAAACAAACUGCCGUGUCCAACAACCCUCUCCUUAAUCCAGAUGGGACUAAGAUGAGCCUCCUGGACAGGCUUCGGCUAAAACAGCUGACCAAAGCCAAUGAGCCACUACCUCCUUCAGGACCCGAGCUCCAGCGUCGUGCAGCUCUCAACCGUGUUGGCGAUGUCGCAGCGACUAUUUCUAUGUUGACAUUGUGCAACCCAAUGUCACUACCACGGCAAGCUUUUACAAUGGCAGUGAUUCUUGAGAAACUCAAGGAUUCUCUCCGAAUGCCAGUAUCCAAAGAGGAGGGUGCAGCUUGCGUGCGGUUGAUUGCAAGCGAAGUCGCGCCGGAGUGGCUACGUGUUGUCACUAUCGGAGGCAGAGAAAACGUAGUUGUUCAGCGCAACAACCAACCUGUUGACCGAGUAUUACAAGAUCGUGUACAGAAGCUAUUGGCCUGA